CUAAUGAUUUCUUGCGCAAGUUGAGGAUUUCUCCAUUGACAAUCUGAACCAACUGGCGUCAUUAAUUGGCACAUCGAUAUGCACAUUUUCUAAGAAGAGCAAGUCAAAAAUCACCAAUUACGUAUACCCUUGUUUUUGCACCAAAGAAAGACAACAAAAUAGGUUUGGCCUUGCUUCUUUACAGUCCGAUCAAAAACAAAAGACCAUCAGCAACAGAAAGGCUGGUUAGCUGAAGAAAAAUUAAGAAACAAUGGCUGAAAUUGUAGUAAACUAUGUCCUCGACAACCUCACGAGCUUGGCGCAAGAAGAGGUGCAACUAUUGAAGGGGGUCAAGGAAGCAGCUGCGUCGAUCGAAGACGAACUUGAGCAAAUCAAGGCCUUCCUAAGAGCUGCUGAUGAAAUGGAAGAGAGGACUCCUCAACUCGAGGUGUGGGUGAAGCAGGUGAGAGAUGUAGCUUAUGAUAUUGAAGAUGCUCUUGAUGAGUACAGGCUUCGCCUCACACUUCAACCUGGCAAUGAUUUUUUACAUGCCUCUCUUACUAAGAUUAUAAAGACUUUGAAAGCUCGCCAUCAGUUUGCUUCAGAAAUACAACGCAUCAAAUCCAGAGUCGUAAGUAUUUCGGAGGGACGGCAGAGAUUCCGGGGCGAAACUACACUAGUUGACUCCAAGACAUGGCCUGAUCACCGUCGACAGGACGGCCUUCUGCUAGAAGAGGCUGAUCUAGUGGGCAUCGAAAAGCCCAAAAAGCAGCUCAUCAGCUGGCUUCUCCAGGGUGACACUGGACGCGAAGUGGUUUCGGUGGUCGGCAUGGGUGGGUUGGGCAAGACCACCUUGGUAAGGAAAGUGUAUGAUGAUGCACAAGUGAAGCUACACUUCAAAUACCGUGCUUGGCUAUUUGUUUCUCAAUCCUUUAAGAUGGAAGAGCUCCUAAAAGACACGCUUCAGCAACUCUACCGGGUAAAAAGGAAGCCAGUUCCUCAAGGAGUGGAAAGCAUGAGCGACGAUCAGCUAAGAACGAAAAUCAACAACUUCUUGCAACAAAAGAGGUACCUGAUUGUGUUAGAUGACGCGUGGCAUAUCGAUGAUUGGGAGGCGGUCAAAAAUGCAUUCCCAAACAACAGUGGGAGUCGAGUAAUGCUCACAACUCGUAAUUCUGAAAUCGCCUCUGCCUCCUGCAAGGAGUUCCAUGGUCACGUCCAUCCUUUAAACCCUUUGUCUCCUGAAGAGUCGUGGACUUUGUUUUGCAGAAAGACUUUUGGGGACAACUCUUGCCCUCCAGCUCUUAAGACUCUUACAGAUAGUAUCCUUGCAAGGUGUGAAGGAUUGCCACUUGCAAUCGUGGCCAUCAGUGGUGUUUUGGCGACCAAGGACAGGAUAGACCAAUGGGAUUUGAUCAUACAACGUUGUCUUGCUGCUGAACUUGAAGAAAAUGUAAGACUCAAUGGCAUGGGAAAAAUCUUGUCACUCAGUUAUAAUGAUUUACCUUACUAUCUCAAGUCUUGUUUUCUGUAUUUUAGCAUCUUUCCUGAAAGUCAUCUCAUUGACCAAAUGAGACUGAUUCGAUUAUGGGUAGCGGAAGGAUUUGUCAAGGAAAAAGAAGGAAUGACGUUGGAAGAAGUGGCAGAGAGCUACCUGUACGAGCUGUUGAACAGAAGCCUGAUCCAAGUGGCCGGGACUACCAGUGAGGGGAGGAUCAAAACAUGCCGCAUCCAUGACCUGCUUCGCGAGAUUAUCAUUUCCAAGUCAAAAGAUCAGAACUUCGUAACAGUAGCUCGAGGGCGAGACACGACGAUUUGGAAAGAAAAAGUUCGUCGCCUAUCAAUACAGAAAACCAUGCAGGAUGUACAACAAAGCCAGAGCCUCUCUCGGCUUCGUUCUUUGCUCAUGUUUCGGAGGCUAGAUUCACUGUCAGAGUCUUCCAAGUCCAUUUCAUUUCCUCUUGAUUUCAGGGUGCUUAAAGUGUUGGAUUUGCAAGGUGCACCUCUAGAGAUAUUUCCAAAUGAGAUCGUCAAGCUGCUCCUUCUGAAAUAUCUAAGCUUGAGGGCCACAAAGAUAAAAUCCAUUCCAGGCUCAAUUAGGAAUCUUCAGAACCUGGAGACACUGGAUCUUAAACACGCAUGCGUCACUGCAUUGCCUGUUGAGAUCUCGCAGCUUCAGAAACUACGCCACCUAUUGGUGUAUCGCUAUGAAAUACAGUCUUAUGCACACAUAAAUUCCAAAUAUGGUUUUAAGGCGACGGCACAAAUAGGAAGUCUCCGGUUCUUACAAAAGCUCUGCUUCAUAGAGGCAGAUCACGGCGGCAACGAGCUAAUGAAAGAGCUUGGAAGGCUGAAUCAAUUGAGGAGGCUAGGCAUUGUAAAGUUCAGAAGGGAAAAUGGGGUUGCUAUGUGCUCUUCCAUUGCAAAACUAACAAACCUUCGCGCUUUGUCUAUAACUUCAAUAGAAGAGGAAGAGAUCAUCGAUCUUGGAAGCCUAUCUUCCCCUCCUCCCUUUCUUCAGCGGUUAUACCUGACUGGACGUUUAGAGAAGUUACCACACUGGAUAUCUUCUCUCCACAGUUUGGCGAAGGUAUCUUUGAAGUGGAGCCAAUUAAGGGAAGACCCACUUGAGUCGCUUCAAAAUUUACCCUAUCUAGUACAUCUUGAAUUUCUACAGGUUUACGAGGGAGACACAUUGCAUUUUAAGGCUGGAGGAUUUCAGAAGCUUAAGGUUUUAGCCCUUGAUAAUAUGGAUGGACUGAAGACAGUAACAGUAGAAAUGGGAGCGAUGCCUCUCCUUGAAAAGCUCAUCCUCCAGCGCUGCAAAUUGUUGCACAGGCUGCCAUCAGGCAUUGAACACCUUAACAAGCUCAAACUGCUGGAAUUUUUUGACAUGCCUGUUGAGUUAAUCACAACUAUGCGUCCAGACAUAGAAAAUGGGGAUUAUUGGAAGGUUGCAAGUGUACCCGAAAUUAACUCUACCUAUUGGAGAGAUGGUGGUUGGGAUGUCUACUCAUUGGAGAGAUCAAUCGAGGGAGAGAGCUCAGCACCGACUAGGAGCCUUGAACUUCCUUCGUAUUGGAAAUAGUACUUCAUUUUACAAAAUACUAUUCAAGAGUAUUCCAUCUGUGUAAUAAUAAUUAAGCCUGUACCUGUGUCCCCGGUGCUGAUCGAUCUAAUUCUCAGAAUUUUUUAUUACUGAAUGUCGCUCAUUCAAAUAUUUUUAUUUUGGUUUUUUGGUUUGCAAUUACCAUCCAAGCUAGUUGUACUCAUUCAAAAAGAUACUGCAAGUAGAAGAUUUCGUUUCUCUAAA
Messenger RNA from Alnus glutinosa, 3292 nucleotides. RefSeq names its product disease resistance protein RPM1-like. Gene Ontology annotation, molecular function: ADP binding. Gene Ontology annotation, biological process: defense response to other organism. The record is from RefSeq and is a predicted model, not a curated record. NCBI's taxonomy places the organism in Eukaryota, Viridiplantae, Streptophyta, Magnoliopsida, Fagales, Betulaceae. The transcript has a single exon. Bases 251 to 3067 code for a protein of 938 amino acids.